Molecule: messenger RNA, 1889 nt
Organism: Ananas comosus (pineapple)
Lineage: Eukaryota; Viridiplantae; Streptophyta; Magnoliopsida; Poales; Bromeliaceae
Product: dof zinc finger protein DOF2.4-like
Exons: 2
Coding region: 349-1440 (363 amino acids)
Biological process (GO): regulation of DNA-templated transcription
Molecular function (GO): DNA binding; DNA-binding transcription factor activity
Source: RefSeq, a predicted model, not a curated record
GCCACUAAAGCUCCCGGAGUGCUCCUCUCUCAACACUAUUUAGAAGCUUAAAUAGUUAAAGCCUUCCAGGCUAAGGAAUUUCUUCCACUCAUCACCUAUUUAGCCAACCCUACCAUUUAUUAUAUAAAAGCCACCAAGAGCUAAAAAGAAGAAAUCCCUCCUUUCCUCUUCACACACUCUCUCUCUCUCUCUCUCUCUCUCUCUCUCUCUCUCUCUCUCUCUCUCUCUCUCUCUCUCUCAAAGGAACUGCUUCUGGAUGUGAUUCUCCACCAUCUCUCCACCAUAACCCUUAAAGAAUCUAAUCAGAAAGAGGAAGAAGCUAAGGGGAAAGAAGAAAAGAAAAACACUAUGGUUUUUUCUUCAGUUCCAGUCUACUUAGAUCCACCAAACUGGAACCAGCAACAAUCGCACCAGCAGCACCAGAGCGCAAGCGGCGGCGGCGGCGGCGGCCUUUCCGACGUAGCUCACCCGCUCCCGCCGGGCCUGCAGGCCGCGCCACGCCCUGAGGCCCCGAGCAUGGCAGCUGCGGCCGGCGGCCCUGCCCGGCCCGGCUCGAUGGCGGACCGUGCUCGUCUCGCGAAGAUCCCCCAGCCGGAGCCGGCGCUCAAGUGCCCGCGGUGCGACUCGACCAACACCAAGUUCUGCUACUUCAACAACUACUCCCUCUCGCAGCCACGCUACUUCUGCAAGACCUGCCGCCGCUACUGGACCCGCGGAGGCACCCUCCGCAACGUCCCCGUUGGCGGCGGUUGCCGACGCAACAAGCGGAGCAAGUCCUCCUCUGGAGGCUCCUCGAAAUCCGCCUCGGCGUCCGCUGCCGACCGCCAUAUCAGCGGCACGUCCUCCUCUUCCUCCACAGCUGCAGGCGGCGGCGGCGGCAGUGCAAACAUUCCAACCACCAUCCCACCGCCGCCAACACAACUGCCCUUCAUGGCCAGUUUGCACUCGCUAGCUGAGUACACCGGCGGCGCAUCGAACUUAGGGCUCGCCUUUAGCGGAAUCCAACCGCUCGAACCUAUAGAUUAUCACAUCGGAAGCAGCUCGGCUCUCGGGUUAGAGCACUGGAGGCUCCAGCAAAUCCAGCAGUUCCCUUUCUUGGGAGGGGUGGAGCCGCCGCCACCUCCGCAGGCCCCGCCAUCCCUCACAAUUCCGGGACUUUAUCCUUUCGACGGAGAAGGCGGGAAUGACGGUUUCAGCACUCAGGUGCUUCCGAAGAUAUCAAGCUCUGGCCUUGUCUCGCAACUGGCUUCAGUGAAAAUGGAAGAUAACUCGCAGGGACUAAGCUUAGCGCGACAGUACUUGGGUGUUCCGGGAAAUGACCAAUACUGGGGAGGAGGUGGCGGCGGCGGCGGCGGCGGUAGUGGCGGUGGCAGUGGCGGUGGUGGGUGGACAUCAGAUCUCUCCGGAUUCAACUCUUCAUCGUCGGGGAAUAUCUUGUGAUCUAGUUUCUCUAUGUUCGAUAGUUUUCACAUGCAGUAGCCUCACGCUACGAAGCUCAAUUUUUGCUAUGGCUUCAAAGGGAAGGAAUUCAAGGAAUUUAACUACUUAAGUAGAAGAGGAAGAAGCAUGAAUUUGGUUACUGCAACACCUUUAAUCUACUGAUGAAGGUCUACCGAAGACGAUGAUAGAAAUUGUAGGCAAGUUUCUUUUCUUAGAUUUAUUGGCAAUCUAGUGUCUUAUCUUCUUCUUCUUCUUCUUCUUCUUUUAUUUUUAUUUUUAUUUUUAUUUUUAUUUUUAUUUUUGUAUGCUAUAGUAUGGUGAUGGCAAUGGUUCAUGAGUUAAUGGGUGGUGAUGUCUCUGACUUGAAGAGUUAGUUGUUAGCAACGAACAAGAACAAUGCAUGUAUUUCUACUUCAUUUGCAAUGAGUAUCAUCUUAUAACUAAGUUAA